GUAAGAUCAGUUCCGUGCUACGGGGUGGUCGGUUACUCCGCGUAAUCAUGCCUGAAAUUAAAGUGUCUGUGCCUCUUGCAAAGUUUGAUAACGACGAAUGGGACGAGUUUUCUGAUUUUCAGUCUUCAAGUGAACCCAACAGAAAUAAAAAUGUAUCCCGAACCGUUGUAUCUACUCCAAAUGAUAAUGACGUUUUGGACAACAUGUCUGAUACCACCGACAACUUGGACGACACAUUUUCGACCUCCUUAGAAGACCUUGUCAACACAUUUGAUGAGAAAAUAACCAAAUGUUUUCACAAUUAUGAAGACGAAGUUGAUAAAUAUGCUCCAGUACAAGUUAGAUCACAGGAAGAAAUUAUGAAUGACUGCCAGAUGUGGUGGACGAUCACAGGAAAUUUUGGCAACUUAUUACCUAUUGACUGGAGCAAGAGUCACACACGCCAGAAGUUUCUGCCUGUUCUCAACCUCAACUCGAACUUGGAUGGCACUUCGCCUGUGAGCACUGGCGCGACGCCCCUGGUAGGAGGUGACGAAGAGGAGGCCGUAGCGCAGGACCUGGACCUGCACACUCUCAUCCUGGAGUCCGGGGAUGGCACCACGCCCGGCGACCCGCCCCUCAAGACCGCCGACGAGGUCAUCAGGGAGAUCGACGACAUCAUGCAGGAGGGCAGCUCGAGUGAGGACGAGGGCUGCACGAGCAGCACGCACAGCAGCGUCGGGUCAGAGGCCGGCAGGUCGUCACUGCGGCCGCUGCCAUCGCCGCUGUACCAUGACAAGCUCAGCAGUCUCACGGUGUCUCAACUCAACGAGUGUCUCAUGGAACUCGAGACCGUCAUCAGCCAGUACUCUGAGACACUCAUCUCGCAGCUCGCACUCAGGGAUGAACUCGAGUUCCAGAAGGAGCUCAAGAACUCCUUCAUCUCCCUGCUCCUUCAAGUACAGAAUAAAAGACGGAACUUCAACGUCGAUAAAAAGAAUGUUAAAAAGUCCACCAAUCAUGGCGCUGGUCCUAAGUACCUGACAACGGUGAUCCCUUACGACGUGGGCCACGGACCCCCGGACAACCAGAGCCUCCAGAUCCUCAACAAAAUUCUGGCGGCCAUCAACGAGGACAGUCCCACGGUGCCAGCCCUGCUCACCGACUACAUCCUCAAAGUUCUGUGCCCGUCAUAAAGGAAGACCUCACCGCUCUGCGUGCGAGAGCCGCUCUUCGCCGUGCCCCUCGACUUUUAGUCUAGCGCCUAGACGCUUCGAGUCUAGGCUAUAAUCGAGACUAAUAGUCGAGUCUCUAGACUAUUAGUCUCGUAGCGUUUGCUGCAUGUCCCUCUUAAGGUGCGGCUUCAGAGAGCAAUUAUACUUGUGGAUUGACAUUGCGUGGAAGUUUUAACCUACUCGUCUGGCGCCAUAUUUUUCUCCCUGACGACUCUCAAUUUAUGUGAGUGUCAUUUAUUUAGUAUCGUUCUCAAAUGUAUUAUCAUUAUUGUUUGAAUUAGACUAUAAUUUCUCAUGAGUCUUUAUUCUGUUGAUGUGUUAAGCCGUGUCACAUGCUACUUUCCUCUGUAUUAACGAACGGCGUCGAUCUCGACUGUUCCUGGACCAGUAUAUAUAAUUUAGUAGCUCUGAGAGGGCAGAGCUCGUGCAAAUCUUAGUCAAUGUAAUCUAAUUAAUUAUUAUUUAAUAUAAGGUUUAACCUGUACGAUGACCUGCUUACUUCGUAAUUCUCGUCACAAAAGCAAUCUCGGUCACACGUAAAGCGACUCUUGCACCAUCACCUCAACGGCAUAUGAUCUUUAAGACCAGAUAUUUCCGCUCCAGUUCCAUGUUGUGAAGGGAAUUUAUUUAUUUGGUACUAAGCUAUAUUUUAUUUGGAUGCGUCUCAAUUGUUGAGCAUCGGUUACUAUGCAGUCUGUAUCACAGAUUUUUAAUUGUCUUUCGGUUGUAAACUACCUGGCGAGUUCAGGCCUAGGAAUACCGAAGUCCAUACAUAAGUGUUGUCGAUAUUCCAUUCGAUUGCCACUGCCUUUCCUGUGUGUGGAAUCCCCUAGUAUUUUAAGCUAUUAGUAGGGAACUAUUAUUCCAUUCCUAUAAUUUGAAUGCAGUUUUCUUUGGAGCAAUAUAACUUUGAAUGAUUUCGAAGAACAGAUUCAAACGUUUCUCUUUGUCAUAGCUUCGAACGCUACUUCUACCCUAACAUGUCUGGUUACAAAUUACUAUUUACAUUUAAUCUCAUAUUCGAAUAAUUUGAAUAUAAAGCUACCUAAUAUUUGAAAAAAUUCCCUGCGAUUUAUUCUUAUUUAUCAUUCACUUGGCAGCUUGCUGGUAUUAUCUUCAUAUGUUACGCUACAUUGAGAUCGCCUUGAGCGCCACGUAUUCUAGUGUAGUCUUGAUGAACCUAGACGUAAUUAUUGCAAUAGGUAACAUGGGUUCUGCUGAAUAGAGUUAGGCGCUUUUUUCUGGGUAAAAGUGGUUAGUGGGUGCUCAGGUGGUUGAUAAUAACUAGUGUUUAGUUGUAUAAGUAGUUUAAUGGAUCACGUUGGUGCUGGAACCUUAGAACUCGACCGGGGCUUGGAAAGAUUUCCGCAACACGCGGGCGCGAACGGAUUGGCAAAGUUUCUUUGAACUGUCUUGGUUUCCAUGUGUUAUUCAGUGAAUUUUCUUGUUAACUUUGUCAUCACUCAAUUGGGGUUUGAGAGUUUUUAUUAUCGUUAAUUAGGAUCCCAGAAAUAUGUUGUACUAACAGAGAUAACGUUGAUUAUUAUAAUGGUCGAUGAUUGUAUAUCAGGAAUCAUGAGCAUCUUCUUAAGCAUUUAUAUGAUUUCUAAUUUUUUCAAAACUAAAUCAUUAUUUCGUAUUUUGAAUACAUUUCAAUUUAUAUCAAAUUUUCCCUAACUAAUGCAACCGCAGGCAAAAAGUUCGUAAUUCUUCAUGCCUGCCACGAAUCGUGUAAAUUCUCUUAUAUAUUCAUGUACUAUCUUGACUUCCCGAAAUAUUAUUCUGUAUUUGUCAUUCAUUAAAAUUAUCACGAAUAUUACGUAGCUUUCGCUAUCGUAGUUAAAAGGUUUACACUUCUUCAUGCCUGCGUUUUAAAAAUGAUUGAUCUGCAUCUGAUGAUCCUUGAUCCUAAGUCUCACUUCCCACGCAAUAGAAUGACUCGUCUUUGUAAUCAAGACUACGUUCUCAAUAAUUGUCAUCUGAAUAUUGGAAGAAAUAUAAUUUGAUAUUAUGCUCCAUGUCGCCGUUCGAGUUCAUAGCGUUCAUUAGAGUGACUUAAGUAGUGUAAUUGCUGACGCCUGUUCAAACUAUCAUGCUACCGCUGAUGUCGCUUGUCUGCAACUGCUGGAAUUUUUCCCCAAUUUCUGUGCACAUCUUUUACCUUUUUGCGAAUAAGAUGAGAGAUCUUUUUUUAUCUUUUUGGAAAUAUGUUUUUAGACGUUCUCGUUAUAAGUCACGGCUGACGGACGUGUCUCUCGUACACGUUCUUUAGGGAAUAAAUUUUGUCACAAUAUCGCUGUGUCUCCGCAAUGUUUUCUCACAAUUUAUAAAGGAUUUUGAGUCAAUGAUCGAAUUGAUUCACAACAAAAUUCGUUUAUUUGUCAGCUUUCUUCUACAUUUUAUCUUCAUGUUAUGACUUGUCACAAUGAAAUGAGAAGUUGGCAGUCAAAUUUUAAUCGAUUUUCCUUGCGUCUUUCACACGUAAAUUUAAAUUCAAAUCAUUUCUUCCUCUAAUUCUUUUAAUUGAGGACAUUUUAACACCCUUCAUGUUCCGAAAAAUUCUUUUGCAUUUGAGAUAUUUUUCAGCAUCGCUUGUGUUCAAUUGCUCGUACAAUGUCACUCAUGUUAGUGACUAUGGUUGGUACUCCUGCUGAUCUUCGGUUAUUGAUAAAAUUGCUAUGCUCGGACUAGUCAACGAUAAAUGCUUCUUUAAUUUUUAGUAGCAUUUAGAUUUUCUCUGCCGAAGAAUUCGUGUGUUUACUGGUUUAAAACAUUUCAACUACGGCACAAAAAUUCUUUAGAACUCCAGUUUUAGUACCGAAAUUUCGUUUUCGCUUAUUGGUUGUAAUUCUGUUCCAGAUUGUUCCGAUGCUUAAUACUGGCCUCUAUUGUUAGUGAUUAAUUUUGUACACUUUUCGUGUUAUAUUCGUUCGCUCUGGCGCCUGCCUGCAUACAAGGUUUUGAUGCCACUAAACAUUCUUCUGGCACAGUCAUGCAAUAAUGUUAAUUUUGUAUACAACAAUAUAUUUCAGCUUUCAACUCCAGAUAGAAUGCCGCAGAAUUUUUUGUGUCCUCUAUAUUUUUUCUACGCUAUGUUAAUUAAUUUUCACGAAUAUUACAAGUUUCUUGGUCUUCUGUGCUGUUUAAUUCUAACUAAUGUUUCUAGAUGUAUACCUAGUGAAAUUAUGCAUGCCAUUAGCGUUGCUUACAUUUAUUCUGUUAUGAAUUUUGUUUCAACUAGCUUUGUUAUAAAAGAAAUAUUAUCUUUACUUUCAUUAUGAACUGUAUCCUGAUAAUCAUUCAUUUUAUGUUUAAGAAACUAUAUUCGUGUCCAUAAUUUAGUAGAAUUGAGAUUGUUUUGAGACUAUAUUUGCUGUUUAUUGUUGUUUGGUUUUAGCUGUCGUUAAGAUGCAGAUGUCUUAAAAUCGUAAUGCCGAAACAAUUUAUUAAUUUUUUUUCGAUAAUAAUCAAGUAGCUUUCGAAGUUUGUCAUAGUUUGUUCGAUACAAGCUUAGCCGCGAGUAAAGCUUGCAUCGAGAUUUUAUUUUACACUACGUUUGUCUAACGUACUCUCACUCGAUGCCAAUAAAUUCUUUAGAUCCGUUAUUUAUAUCGAGGAAGAACCAUGAGAUCUGUGUCUCAAAUAAGUAUUUUUUAGUAUUUUUUGUUUCUUAAGAGAUUUGAUAUUAAUAUCGUAAUAGUAAAUUAAAAUGGCAUCUUAUUUGUUGCAAGGUUCCGGGAUAUAGGUAAGUAUUUAUCUAAUUUUUAGUUCUGCAAAUUUUUCGUGCUAAAAAUUUUCAGUUGGCCAGUUUCUAUGCAGUUUUCUGAAGCUUGCAAACAAUGCUAUACUUUUCAGUGACGUUUAUUUCUACGGGGAUAGAGCUUCGAGUGACGAUGAUCCCGACACGGCGUUGUCUUGUCUCGCUGAUAUUUGGGUAUGCUGAUCUCAUGAAUCGAUUUGAACUAUGAAUCAUGCAUUUUCGCUAAAAAUUUCCGUGUUAUUAUAUCGAUUGUUUUUUUAAGUUACUUCAUUUCUGAUUAGUUGCUGUGAGUUCAAAUUGCCUUCGAAGUGAGUGCUACCUCGUAUCCUCGCUAUCACAAGUCUGUCGCAGUUCGCUCUACCUCUGAGGAGCGUAAUUUCCCUACGACAGUACGAGGCCCCUACGUCACCCACAGUUCUGUUUAUGGUAAUUUUACUAUUGCUUUUUUACUCCAGCAUUCUGCACCGCUUCUCGUGUAAUCUGUACUCAAUAAAGGAUCACUAACU
Hyalella azteca is the source of this 5480-nucleotide messenger RNA. RefSeq names its product fasciculation and elongation protein zeta-2 (gene Unc-76). Lineage: Eukaryota; Metazoa; Arthropoda; Malacostraca; Amphipoda; Hyalellidae. Bases 48 to 1175 code for a protein of 375 amino acids. Gene Ontology annotation, cellular component: cytoplasm; axon. The record is from RefSeq and is a predicted model, not a curated record. The transcript is spliced from 7 exons.